Molecule: messenger RNA, 1089 nt
Organism: Colletotrichum scovillei
Lineage: Eukaryota; Fungi; Ascomycota; Sordariomycetes; Glomerellales; Glomerellaceae
Exons: 9
Coding region: 1-1089 (362 amino acids)
Molecular function (GO): methyltransferase activity
Source: RefSeq, a predicted model, not a curated record
AUGUCAACAGAAACUCCAAACACCAAUACCGCAGAAUCCGAAAGUGGUCUAGCUGGUUCCCCUGCCCCGGGCCCAGCUGCAACCACCGAGGUUCCAGAUGUCGUUAUCGAGGCUGAAGAUCAAACCACCGAUGAAGAUGGAUCCUUGAGGGGCGAGAGUGUUGCAUCCUCAAGCACUAGCGUAACCGACUCAAUUCUUCAGUAUCGCAUCGAGAAUGGACGUACCUAUCACAAGUAUAAGGACGGAAAGUACUAUGUUCCCAACGAUGCCAGAGAGAAUGAUCGACUUGAUAUCCAGCAUAACAUGUUUCUUCUCACCUUUGACGGCCGCCUCGGAACAGCCCCACCAAAUUCUAAGGAUGCCAAGGUAGGCCGCGUCCUCGAUUUAGGAACUGGAACAGGCAUUUGGGCGAUUGAGUUUGGUGACGAGCACCCCGAGGCCGAGGUUCUAGGCAUGGACCUCUCAGCCGCGCAGCCAGAAUUCACACCUCCAAAUGUGAAGUUCGAGAUCGAUGAUCUCGAAGAAGACUGGACGUACUCUCGCCCAUUCGACUACAUCCAUAGUCGAAUGAUGACUUCAAGCGUAGGGGACUGGAAAGUGUACUUGAAAAAGUGCUUUGAUCACCUUACACCAGGUGGGUACGUGGAACUCAAUGAGAUCGAUCUCAAUCCUGGCUGUGAUGACGAUACCCUCAAGCCAGAAUCUGUUCUCUAUAAGUUCGUUCGCUUGUGGGGAGAAGCUGCCGCAAUUUUUGGGAGACCUUUCCAAGACAUCAAAGGUUUAAAAGAUGUUCUGGUCGAAGUAGGAUUCGAAGACGUCCACAUUCAGAGAUUCAAAUGGCCAAGUAAUCCUUGGGCAAAAGAUAAGAAACAUCGUGAGCUAGGGUACUGGAAUUACGACAAUUUUGCGGCUGGUCUGGAAGGCUUUGUCAUGGCACCCUUCACAAGAGCACACAACUGGACACCCCAAGAGGUGACUGUGCUGUGUAUGGAAGUGCGGAAGGAAAUGAAUAACCCGAAUGUUCAUUCCUACUCUUCAAUUUGGUCGAUCUACGGAAGAAAGCCGGAGGCAGCGACCCCGGAUCAUUGA